CAACAUAUAAAACAAUAAUUUAAUAUAAUGUCAAGACAUUCCAAAAACAAUACAGCCAAUCCAGUAUUCACAUAUGCGGAAAGGAAAAUGGUUAAAGAUUUCGGUACCCAAAACUCUCGUGUUGGCUCUGAUUCAUAAAGACCAUUUGAUUUUUGUUAUCUAUGUAUAAGUAGAGUCAUUGAGCCAUUGACUUGUGAAAAGGGACACUUAUUUUGUAGAGAAUGCAUCAUAUAAAAUAUGGUAAGCUAUUCUCCAUAUGAAACAAGGUGAAAUAAAAGUAAGAGAAUGAGAAACUAAUUGCGGCCUACAAUCAAAAGAAAUAAUAAUAAGAGUAGAAAUAGCAAUAAUAAGAUGAAGCAUAACAAAAAGAAAAAGAAUAAAAUUUUGAAAAGUUGGACUAUUAAAAUGAUGUCAUUGAGAGAAGAUAAUUCAAAUCUAAAGUAGAAGAAAAAUUAUAAGGGUAACAAUGAAAAUUUGAUUAAUUUAGUUAUAUCAAUUUGGAGGCAGAGUAAAAAAAGAAAGUGUUAGAGAAAAUGCAACUUAAGGGAAAGGAAAUGCUUACAAUGUCGAAGAAGGAUUUGACAUGUAAAAACUUCUGGGUUCCUGAGUCUCAACCUGAAUAAUAGGAAGAAAAAUUAGAAUAGCCAAAAAACAUUUGCAGAUGUCCUGCCAAUAGAGAUCAUGAGAUCAAACUCAAAAAAUUGUAUCCCACAAAAUUGAACGAUAAUAAUGGUGAAACCAAAGAAGUUUUUUGUUAUGCAUGCAAUAAAACAUUGAAAUAUCAAAAAAUUGGAAUGAGCAAACAUUGUGGACAUGUCAUGUGUAUGAGUUGUCUUUCUAGUAUUUGUCUGCCAGACAAAAAGUGUAUGGUUUGUAAUAAAGAAUUUGAAAAGAAAGACAUCAUCUAAUUACAAGAAGCUCAUUCUGGAUUUGCUAGUCAUAAUUAAGUAGAAGUUAAAAUAUUUAAUCCUGUGAUGUUAAUAUGA
Molecule: messenger RNA, 986 nt
Organism: Paramecium octaurelia
Lineage: Eukaryota; Ciliophora; Oligohymenophorea; Peniculida; Parameciidae
Source: the annotation of a GenBank genome assembly